AUGGAAGAGCCGAAGAAACGAAGAGUUGACUCUGAGUGCAGAAACUUCCAAGAAAAGUGGACAGAUCUGUACUUUUUUAUGCAACAUGAUAACAAGCCAACGUGUUUGAUUUGCAAAGAAAGUGUGGCUGUUUUUAAGGAACACAACAUUAAACGGCACUAUGAAACAAAGCACAAGAACAAGUAUGAUGGCAUCCUUGGUUCGAGCCGCACAGAAAAGAUUGCUAAGUUACGUCAAGAAAUUGGAGGCUUGACGAGAAUAUUUAGCAAGAAAAGACAAGAAAAUGAGGCGGCGGUAAUUGCAAGCUACCGAGUUGCUCACAUUUUGAGCAGAGAAGUGAAGCCAUUUUCCGACGGUGAAUGCGUAAACAAGUGCUUGCUAGCAGUGGUGGAGGAACUGUGUCCUGAAAAGAAGAAUGCACGGCGAGUGGAAGAUAUGGGGAAACAUCUCCAGUCAAAACUAAGGGACAAAGCAGCACGUUUCGAAAUGUUUUCUAUUGCCGCUGACGAGUCAACCGACUCAUCUGACACCGCUCAACUCUUGGUAUUUAUUCGCGGUACAAACAGCGAUUUUGAACUUACAGAAGAGUUAGCGGCCAUGAGGGGCAUGCACGGGAACACCACUGGCGAAGACCUGUUCAAAGAAGUUUCAGCCGUAAUAGAGGGUCUUGCUCUUCCUUGGGAAAAAUUAGUGGGAGUGACUACCGAUGGUGCCAGAAGUGUGGUUGGAUGCCACAGCGGACUGGCAUCAAGGGUUAUUAGAAAAGUCGUCGAGUCUAAUGGAACCGAGCCUCUGCGGCUUCAUUGCAUUAUUCACCAGCAAAAUCUCUGUGGCAAGGUGUUGAAUCUGGACCAUGUGAUGAAGAGCACUGUAAACUUCAUCAGAUCACAGGCGUUGAACCACAGAACUUUCAAGGAAUUUUUGACAGAAAUAGAAUGCGAAUAUGAAGACGUUUUCUUUCACAGUGAAGUCCGCUGGUUAAGUCGAGGAAAUGUACUUAAACGGUUUUUUGAUUUGAGACAUGAGAUUGACAUUUUUAUGACGGAGAAAUCAAAGCAAGUGCCUCACCUGAACGACCCCUCGUGGCUGUGGGAUUUGGCGAUUUUAUGCGACGUCACGUGACAUCUGACUGAACUCAACACCAAACUACAAGGGAAAGACAAGUUGAUUUCGCAUGUGCAUGCGGACAUCACAGCAUUUCAAGCUAAAUUACUACUCUUCAUUCAGCAGGCGGUAAGGGUGCAUCUUGUCCACUUCCCAACGUGUACAUCUCUACGUCAGGAUCAGCAACUACAUACGUCUUUCCCCAAAGCAAGAAUGAUACAACUUCUGGGGCUCUUGAAGGAUAAUUUCAGUGAAAGAUUUAAGGAUUUUCAUGAUUUGAAGGAUGAAAUACGUCUCUUCAAAAAUCCAUUUGCGGCAGAUGUGUCAA
Messenger RNA from Pomacea canaliculata, 1432 nucleotides. RefSeq names its product general transcription factor II-I repeat domain-containing protein 2-like. The transcript is spliced from 2 exons. Lineage: Eukaryota; Metazoa; Mollusca; Gastropoda; Architaenioglossa; Ampullariidae. The coding region runs from base 1 to 1122 and encodes 373 amino acids. The record is from RefSeq and is a predicted model, not a curated record.